Messenger RNA from Symbiodinium natans, 345 nucleotides. The record is from the annotation of a GenBank genome assembly. NCBI's taxonomy places the organism in Eukaryota, Dinophyceae, Suessiales, Symbiodiniaceae.
AUGCAGGUCGAGCUGAUGUACCGCAUCAACCUUGCCAAGUUCCUCCAGCAUCCGGAUCUGCAGAAGGAUCUGCUGUCCACGGGGGAGUGCGACAUGGUGGGUGCAGGGAGCACCAGCUGGAAGACGAAGUCGGGCGCCAUGGUCAACUGGAGCCUGUGGAAUGGACGCAUCCAGAUGCGCGUGCGUGAAGAGCUGCGCCCAGCAGCCGAGCGACGGCAGGAGGUGCUGGAGGCCAUGGUCAAGGAGUUCGAGGACUACCUUCAGGGCGAGGGCGGCGCGAAGGAGCCGAUCCCCGAGGCGUCGCCACCCGAUGAGACCGGCCCGGAGGCUCCAGGAGGCAGCUGA